Messenger RNA from Cinclus cinclus, 960 nucleotides. RefSeq names its product homeobox D13 (gene HOXD13). Gene Ontology annotation, molecular function: RNA polymerase II cis-regulatory region sequence-specific DNA binding; DNA-binding transcription factor activity, RNA polymerase II-specific. NCBI's taxonomy places the organism in Eukaryota, Metazoa, Chordata, Aves, Passeriformes, Cinclidae. Bases 1 to 960 code for a protein of 319 amino acids. The transcript has 2 exons. The record is from RefSeq and is a predicted model, not a curated record. Gene Ontology annotation, biological process: regulation of transcription by RNA polymerase II.
AUGUGCAAGGCCAUGAGCAAAGCAGCGAGCUGGGAGAUGGACGGACUGCGCGGCGACAGCAGCGGCGGCGGCGGCGGCGGCGGCGGCGGCGGCGGAGCCCCCGGGCAGUGCCGUAAUUUUCUCUCCUCGCCCGUUUUCGGGGCGGCUCACACGGGCCGAGCGGCCGCCGCCGCCGCUGCCGCCGCCGCCGCCUCGGGUUUUGCCUACGCCGGCGGAGGGGAGCGCUCGGGGGCGGCGGCGAGGCCCGACCCCCCGACCAAGGACUGCCCGGGCUCCACCACGGCGGCCGCCGCCCCAGCGCUGGGCUAUGGGUAUCACUUUGGCAAUGGAUACUAUAGCUGCAGGAUGUCCCACGGGGUUGGGAUACAGCAAAACGCCCUGAAGUCUCCCCCCCAUGCCUCCAUUGGCGGCUUUCCCGUGGAAAAGUACAUGGACGUCUCCAGCUUGACCAGCACGAGUGUCCCAGCCAAUGAAGUCUCCUCCAGGGCAAAGGAAGUGUCCUUCUACCAGGGCUAUACAACCCCCUACCAGCACGUUCCUGGGUACAUAGACAUGGUCUCAACGUUUGGCUCUGGGGAACCGAGACACGAAACAUACAUAUCAAUGGAGGGCUAUCAGUCUUGGACUCUGGCUAAUGGCUGGAAUAGUCAGGUUUACUGUGCCAAAGAUCAGACACAGAGCUCACACUUCUGGAAAUCGUCCUUUCCAGGGGACGUUGCACUAAACCAGCCCGAUAUGUGUGUCUACCGACGUGGGAGAAAGAAGCGAGUGCCGUAUACAAAACUGCAGCUUAAAGAACUCGAGAAUGAAUAUGCCAUUAACAAGUUCAUUAACAAGGACAAGAGGCGAAGGAUAUCCGCAGCCACAAACCUGUCUGAGAGACAAGUUACCAUUUGGUUUCAGAACAGGAGGGUGAAGGAUAAGAAAAUAGUCUCCAAACUGAAAGACAACGUAUCCUGA